UAUCUACAAUACAGAACACUUAUUGAGCUGUGCCCGCCUCAGCGCAGGGUACAGCCAGUGAUAGCAAAUAAUGUGCCGAAUCGGGUUGCUUGCAUAGAGACGUCUCGCCAAUGCUGAUCUCAACUAUCACGAGACAGUUCCCGGGAGGUUGUUGCGCAUGACUGCAGCCUGGAGACCAAAUGGACUCAGCCUUCUCCGACGUAAUCGACUCCUACUCUACCCAGACAAACCUACGCACAUCAUGCGUACGCUUCAGAGAUAGGAUGUGUGAAAUUCUAAUCACGACAACCAAGUACGCGAUGUGCUCAACUGCAUGCAACUCGACAAAACGAACGAUAUCAUACUGCGCUACAGCCGCAAGUACGGGCACGAUCUGUCCCAACCCGACCGAGAAAGUAAUGGGUCAAAGGACUUCCCGAACGCAAUGUCCACUUCAUCGUGACGAGGGAUAUUCUCAAACAUGAAUUCAAACAUGAAUUUAAAGCGAGGAUAUGAUAGUAUCGAGGCUUUACGUGGAUUGAUUCUGGUCUCCUAGGUCUACGGCUUUCUGUAAAGCUGGUAAUACAUCAGAUAGACUUGAAUAAUGGAGAUUCCAGCAUUUUUGAAUGAUGUCUCCAAGAAUUACACCCUUCGAAUCUGGAAAUUGUUUGCUUCUGAAACGCUCUAUAACCAUUGAACUUUCCAAACCGUCGUAAGGACCUGCGCUAGUCAUGACCUCGA
Messenger RNA from Aaosphaeria arxii CBS 175.79, 720 nucleotides. RefSeq lists its product as uncharacterized. Lineage: Eukaryota; Fungi; Ascomycota; Dothideomycetes; Pleosporales. The transcript is spliced from 2 exons. The coding region runs from base 180 to 464 and encodes 94 amino acids. The record is from RefSeq and is a predicted model, not a curated record.